Messenger RNA from Tachyglossus aculeatus (Australian echidna), 7911 nucleotides. It is a transcript of the gene OTOGL, whose product is annotated as otogelin like. Gene Ontology annotation, biological process: L-arabinose metabolic process. Lineage: Eukaryota; Metazoa; Chordata; Mammalia; Monotremata; Tachyglossidae. Gene Ontology annotation, molecular function: alpha-L-arabinofuranosidase activity; protein binding. The coding region runs from base 1 to 7716 and encodes 2571 amino acids. The transcript has 56 exons. The record is from RefSeq and is a predicted model, not a curated record. Gene Ontology annotation, cellular component: extracellular matrix.
AUGCCGCUCCUCACAUUGAACAACAUAUUUCUGGACAUUACCUAUCCCGAGCAACCAAUUGACAGCAUUAGCCAUGGAAACCACUGCAAGAAUGGGUUUGGUGCAAUUCGACAGAAAAGAGAUCUCCUAGCAGCUCAGGUAGGUUAUGCGUCAGGCAGAAAAAGACAGAGACAUACUCCAUUCGGCAACUGGGACUUUGCGGCUCCUAGAACAAUGAUGUCUUUGUGGACGAGAAUGGAAGUGCUUGAAGCCACAUCUCCAAAAUCAGAUUUUCAUGAAUCCUUUGUUGCAGCUGAGAGCCGAUCUGAAGGUUCUUGCACUGGAGGAUGCCUUAAUGGAGCCAUUUGUUCCCGGAAAGGUACAUGUGACUGCCGGACAUUUCAGGCCCUGGGAAAAAGGUGCCAAAUUGUCCCCAACAUAGGGAAGAACAGAGAUGGAAUUUGCAAAACCUGGGGCCAGUACCACUUUGAAACAUUUGAUGGUAUAUACUACUACUUCCCAGGAAACUGUUCCUACAUUUUUGCAAAGGACUGCGGCCAUUUGGAACCUCAAUACACUGUGUGGGUUCACAACAAUCCCAACUGCCAAGUGUCAGGGUAUUCUUGUCAUCGGUCUGUCAGCCUGUUCUUUUCAAGUCAAGAAGAAAUAACCAUUUCUGGUCAUGAAGUAAGAAAGAGAGGAAUCAGGUUAAUGUUACCUCAAACAAUUGGAUAUGUUUUUAUCGAGAGAUUAGCCAACUACAUUUUGGUGAAAACUACCUUUGGUUUUUCAUUAGCAUGGGAUGGAAUCUCUGGCCUUUACAUCAAACUGACUGGAGAGCAUAAAGGGAAACCUUGUGGACUGUGUGGAAAUUACAAUGGUGAUCAGAGUGAUGAUUUGGUAAAGCAGAAUUAUGAAUAUACCGAAGACAUUGCUGUUUUUAUGAACAGCUGGACUGUACAAAUCCCAGAUGAUAACACAUGCAUUGCCACUGGCUCGGAUUUUCCCAGCCCAUGCCUGACUAAAGAAGCGACAUUUGAGGGCAUCUUCUUCAAGUGUCAGAUACUCCUGCAAUUUCCUUUCCUCAGUUGUCAUGAGAACAUAGACCCUUACUCAUACAUUGCUAGUUGUAUCAAUGACCUGUGCAAGAGUGAUGAUGAAGACAGUUACUGCCGAGCAGUGACAGAAUAUGCCAGGGCCUGCUCUCAUGCUGGCUAUCCUGUUCGAGAUUGGAGGGAUGACUUUCCAGCAUGCACUGAGAAGUGUGACGAUAGUUUUGUUCACCGAGAUUGUAUCAGUUGUUGCCCACCAACGUGCACAUUUGAAAAGGAAUGUCUUGGAAGCAAUCUCCACUGCCUAGAUGGGUGUUACUGUCCGGAUGGCCUCAUAAUGGACAAUGGAACCUGUGUCUCCUUGGAAAAGUGUCCCUGCAGUUACCACGGGUCUUCUUAUGCAGUCGGAUCAAGAAUUGAGCAGGAAUGCAGUGAGUGUGUUUGCGUUGGAGGCGUUUGGAACUGUACUGAGCAAGAAUGUCCAGUUGAGUGUUCAGUUGUUGGUGAUUCUCAUUUCACAACUUUUGAUGGUCGUCAUUAUACCUUCGUUGGUGUUUGCCAGUACAUUCUUGUAAAAGGCACUGGGAAUGAUAAAUUCACCGUCACUCUCCAGAAAGCUCCCUGUGGUCAGAACCUUGACCUUGCCUGCCUCCAAUCUGUCACGUUAGUUCUUGGAGAUGAUUUGAAUAAACAAGUGACUCUCAGUAGAGGAGGUGAAGUUUUCACUGGCCCGAACCAUGGAAUCAAGCUAAAUGGGGAGGUUGAAAUUCGGAACCUGUCCUCUCUGUUUAUUCUUCUGAAAACGAGAUUUGGUUUAAAGAUUCUGUUUGCUAAAGAUGGGCAAAGACUUUAUAUUCAAGUUAAUAGUGUUUGGAAGAGAAGAACUCUGGGUCUAUGUGGAACUUUCAACGGCAACUUAAGAGAUGAUUUUCUCUCUCCAGCAGGUAUGAUUGAAGGAACCCCACAGCUUCAUGCAAAUGCAUGGAAAGUUUCUUCCACAUGUUUUGCACCUGUCAAUGUGCCAGUGGUGGACCCAUGCAAUGUUAACCAACAAAACAUUGGCUACGCAGCACAGUGUGAUAUCCUGAACCGUGAACUUUUCGCUCCAUGCCACGCCUUCAUCAGUCCGGGAUUAUACUAUCAUCUAUGCCGAUUUGAUGCUUGCAAGUGUGGAAGUGGCUGUUUAUGUAAUGCACUUGCCCACUACGCCUACAUCUGUGGGAAGCAUGGCAUUGUUAUUGAUUUCAGAUCCCACAUGUCUUCCUGUGCUGUCAUAUGUCAGAGAGGAAUGCUAUACCACCGCUGUUCAUCUUUUUGCCGACACUCCUGUACAUCUCUUUCUACUGGGCGAACCUGUGAUGAUGAAUGUGCUGAGGGCUGUAAUUGUCCAGAAGGCAAAUACUUUGAAGAAUCGAUCAACUUCUGCGUGCCAGUAUUCAGCUGCCGUUGUCAUCACAGAGGCAGUGUUUACCAACCAGGGGAACUCAUACCCACACCAUCAGGUUUAUGCCAGUGCUCAAAUGGAACUGUGAAAUGUGCUGAAUCAUCUCCAACGUCUGUGGUGCUUACAUGCCCGGAAGGAAAAAGCUUCUUUGACUGCAAAUUUCCUGUUCCUGGAUUACCUGCCGCUGGGGUGAACUGUGAGACCACCUGUGCAAACCUGGCCAUGAACUUCACCUGUGCCCCUUCACUUCCCUGUUCAAGCGGCUGUAUUUGCCCCCCUGGAAUGGCUGAACACAGAGGAAAAUGCUAUGUUCCCGAUAGCUGUCCAUGCACCUGGAAAGACUGGGAAUAUCUAUCAGGAGAAGUGAUCGCUACACCUUGUUAUACCUGUAUUUGUCGGCGAGGAAUAUUCAAUUGCACAUACCAUCCCUGCCCUGCAGUGUGCACAGUGUAUGGGGAUCGGCACUAUUCUUCUUUCGAUGGACUGGAAUUUGACUACAUCAGUGAUUGUCAAGUUUUUCUGUCAAAGAGUGCCGAUGAUUCAAACAUGUCUAUUAUCGCUCAGAAUAAGAAGUGUUUUGAUAAUGACAUUGUUUGUUCAAAAAGCGUUCUGAUCUCCAUUGGGAACACUGAGAUUUUCUUGAAUGAUACUCCUUACAAGCAGAAACAAUCAGUGGUUUUGGAAAAUAAACCAACAUAUCAGCUCUGGAAGGCUGGAUAUUAUGCAGUGGUGCACUUUCCAGAGGAAGAUAUCACAGUUCUCUGGGAUAAGAAAACAACCAUACAUAUCAAAGUUGGACCUCACUGGAAGGGGAGACUGGCAGGAUUAUGUGGAAAUUUUGAUAAAUACACUUCAAAUGAUAUGACCACAUCUAAUAACCUGGAAGUCAGAAGUGCACAGGUGUUUGGAGAGAGUUGGACAAUUGGACAGUGUGAAAACCCUAAUGAGACAGUAAAACCCUGUGAAGUUCAUCAAAGCAAGUUUCCUUAUGCCAAAAAAGAGUGCUCAAUCCUGUACAGUGAUGUUUUUGCACCCUGUCGCAAUGUGAUUGAUGUGACACCAUUUGUCAAAAAUUGCCACACGGACACCUGCAAUUGUAAUCUUGGCGGAGACUGUGAAUGUUUGUGUACAAGUAUCGCUGCCUAUGCGUACAAAUGCUGUCAGCAAGGCGUAUCGGUUCACUGGAGGUCACCGACUCUUUGUGCAUUGGACUGUGAAUAUUUCAAUCAAGGACUGGGAGAAGGACCAUAUAUUUUGGCUAAUUAUGGUCACAGUGAUACUGUUCUGGGAGUUGAUGUUAUCAGUAGAAAAAUCCUUCCUUUACCAAGAAGUCAUACACAUGACAAUGCUUUUUUCUAUUUCAUGAUAACGCCAGGUCUUUUCAGAGAAAAAGAUUCAUCACUGACACUUGUCUCUCUGGAAUCAGCUGAAAGGCCAAACUACUUUCUCUAUGUCCACGGUGACGAAUCUAUUACCUUGGAACAAUGGGAAGCAAAUACAGCCUUUCAGCAGACAGCUACAUUUUUCCACCACCAGGGUCUCUGGAUUCCAGGUUCUAGUGCCUUUGAAUUACACAGCAAGAAAGGUUUUUUUAUUACCUUUAUUGACUCCAGUGUCAAAGUGUCCAAAUAUGAUAAUUCUGAAGAGUUUAAGCAGUCCAGUAGUUUCAGUAUAGAAGAAAUUCAGGCAGCCAUCCCAUAUAGAAGGAUGUGUGAAUGGAGAUAUGAGCCUUGUGCUACCCCGUGCAUUAGGACAUGUAGUGAUCCUGAAGCACUGUCUUGUAAAUUUCUUCCACCGGUUGAGGGAUGCUUGCCAUACUGUUCAAAAAACAUGAUUCUUGAUGAAGUCACCCUUAAAUGUGUUUAUCCUGGAGACUGUGUAUUGGCAUCAGAUUCAGAAUCAACACAGAAAAUGCAGCCAACAGCAAUGACACCUCAUAUGAUGGAUGCCGUAGAUACAUUUGUUCCAGGAAAAACAUCUGUGCCUAUUGAUGCCCAGACAACCUUCACAGCAACAAUGACAGAAGACUCAGUGAGACCUCAUGCUGAACUCGAAACUGUGUCAACAGGGCAAACCAUGGAUGGUCUUCUUUCUAGAGAACCUUUCACAUUUCCAUCCCCAUUAUUUACCAAGCUACUAUUGACUCCAAGGCCAGUUUCACACCAAAUCCCUGACAUUGUGCUCAAACCUUCAAGUUCCUCAGGGGUAUCUCCAGAGGGAACCACAGUGCCUGAUUUUGCAGAAACCUCCAAAUUAACAUCUCCUUCUUCAGGAGUCUUCCAGACUCAGAGAAGUCAGACUACGCAUUUACAAAACAACAUCACCAAGUCCAAAUCUGAAACAACUGAGAGAUCUUCAGUAACAGAGUUGACAUCUUCAGAUCAGACAGUGGGCAGUACUAGAAAACCCAUUUCUCAUGCUGAGGUGACCAACGUGACACUGUCAUAUUCUGGGAUCCCGCAAACUUUUGCUCCAGAAUUGGACGUCAUGGGACUGAUAACUACCCUGCCUUCUGGAACACAAAUUCCACCAGAUGGCCCGGAAAUGUUGAUUACAGCCUCAGCAGACCACAUUUCCCCUGGCACAGUGAUCCAUACACUGAUCCCACCUGUCUCUUCAGGAUGCUUGCCAGAGUAUAUUGAACCUGUGGAUAGAUGCAACCUAUAUGUAUGCAUUAAUAUGGGGUGGAAGUUAUACAAUAUGUCAGAGAAUUGCUACAAGGAUGUGAAAAUUCCUGACUGUGGAUUUCGGGGGAUGCCAAUUCAGGUGAACAUUGAUGACUGCUGCCCUGAAUGGGAAUGUCCUUGUCAAUGUUCCAUGUUACCUGAGCUGAGCAUUAUCACCUUUGCUGGCGAUACCAUGGCACUCUAUAAUCUCGCUUCCUACAUUCUAGUCAAGCUUCCUGGGGAAAUUAUCAUUGCUCAUAUUGAAAAAUGCCCCAUUUACCAGGUCUCAUUCAGCACUACAUUAGGACUUUGUAUGAACAAGUUAAAUAUAACAACCCAAAUGCAUAAAGUACUGGUCAGCCGUUUAGUGAGAAAGGUAGAAGUGGAUUCUGCCAUUCAGUCUUUACCUUUCUCAAAACAUGGCCUAUGGAUUCAGGAUACUGGAGCCAUGUAUGUCAUUGGCACUCCAUCAGGACUUAUCAUUAAGUGGGCUCAUGUUACAGGAAUUCUAGACAUUCAGUAUGGCUUGCAGUUUAAUAUUUCUACCAAGACAGAAGGACUUUGUGGUUUCUGUAAUGGCUCUCCAAAAGAUGAUCUGAAAAUGCCAAACAGGACAACGAUUGCAAGUGUGGAAGAAAUGGAAGCAUUUAUUCAGACCUGGGAAAUGGAAAAAUCAUAUGAUGUAGUCCCCAGAAGACAGGGGGCAAACUGCACUGAAGGAGAUUGUGCUCCCUGUAUAGAGUUGUUAAAUAAAAGGAUUUUCACUCCAUGCCACACUAAAGUUUCCCCUGAAGAUUUUUGUGAGAAAAUGUGGCUGAACAGUACCUACUUCUGGAACUACGAAUGUGACACAUUAUCUGCAUAUGUAGCUUUGUGUCACAAACAUAAUAUCUGCAUUCAGUGGAGAACACCAGACUACUGUUCCUUGACUUGCCCAGAAGGGAAGGAAUAUCAGCCUUGUGUGCAGCCCUCUGUAGCCAAAACAUGCCUGAAUUGGUGGUACUACGAGACGGUACCCUACUCAUACUUAAGAGAAGACUGUGUGUGCAAAAUCGGAACUGUUCUUCACAGGACACACUCAGACCAUUGCAUUCCAGAGGGAAAAUGUGCAUGUACUGAUCACGAAGGCCAACCACACUCUGCUGGUGAAGUUUGGAAUGGAGCCUGUACUGGAUGCUGCAUGAAUAAGUGUUUGGAGAAUGGAAGCAUUAUUCACAUUGAACCUGAGUGCAGUGAUGAGCCACAUCCUGCUUGUGAACAAGAGGGUGAAGUCAUCAUCAGAAUAAUUGAAAAGACAUCAUGCUGCCUGAAGACAGUGUGCAAUUGUAACAUGACUUUGUGUGAAUCUGUUCCUCCAACAUGUAAGAAGAGUGAAAAACUUGUUUCAGGUUAUAAUCCCCUUUCAUGUUGUCCACAGUAUCGAUGUGAAUGUGACCCUUUAGCAUGCCUCAGUGCUUUACAGCCAGAGUGCAGAGAUGAUCAGUUCAUUGUUGAAAUUAAGCAAGAGGACACAUGCUGUUUCUCCAAUGUCUGUGUUUGUGACCCCUGCACGGACCCUAUUCCACAAUGCAUGGAGGGAGAAAUUCUCACUGUGGAUCUGAAGAGCACACGCUACUGUUGUCCUAAAUACUACUGUGUUUGUGAGGAAAACCGCUGCUCCAUACCCGUGAACUGCACAGCUGAUAUGAAACUUGUGAAAGAAGAAAUUUCUGGGCAAUGCUGCCCAGCAUGGCACUGUGAAUGUAGCUGUGGCAACCUAAUCAUACCAACAUGUAAAGUGGGUGAAGUUCAGAAAAUAGACCCUAACUUUCAAAGUGCUUGUGGAUGCAUCCAGUAUUCUUGUGAAAAGGAUAAUGUAUGUUUAUUCCAAGAAGUAACAGUUUUGAAUCCUCGUCAGUCACUGAUUCAGUAUUUGGAUGGGGAACUUUGUCAAACAAUACACUGUUUAGAAGAAAAAGAUUACAAAACAGGCUAUCAUACUCUGGAUUUUACAGUAGAAAACUGCUCAAAACAAUGUGAAGCUUAUCAGAUAUACAAUCCUCCUUCUAGUCAUGAUAUAUGCUGUGGAAGCUGUAAAAAUGUGUCAUGUGGUUUCUACACGGAAAAUGGAACAAAAGCUGUAUAUGAGGCAGGAACUACGUGGACAUCUAACUGCACUAAAUACGAGUGUGCCAAGACCUCCGUGGGGGCUGUUCUUUUGAGUUCUGAAGUUAUCUGUCCCAAUUUUAAUGAGACUGAAUGUAUAAAGAAUGGUGGACUUGUACACACUUAUAAUGAAGGUUGCUGUAAGACUUGCAAAAGGGAAGAAAAGGUAUGCCAAAAAGUUACAGUAAGAACAACUAUCAGAAAGCAGGACUGUAUAAGUCAAAGCCCCAUAAACGUGGCUUCUUGUGAUGGGAAAUGCCCAUCUGCUACAAUUUAUAACAUCAAUAUUGAUAGCCAUUUAAGAUUCUGUAAAUGUUGUCGUGAAAAUGGAGUGCGGAAUUUCACUGUGCCACUAUUCUGCUUGGGAAAUGGGACUGAAGUCAUGUUCAGCAUCCAGGAGCCUACCGACUGUUUUUGUCAGUGGAAUUAAACAAUUAAUGGAUUUCCAAUACUGUAUAUCAUUUCAUAUUAUCAACUAAAAAUGGUCUCCUAGGACUCUUCCCCUGGCAGUAGAUAAAUUUAAGAAUACUAUAAAAAAAUUCUUAUCCAUAUCUGGAUAUUACACAAUAAGAGAUGAGCAAAACUGUUUCUGUUGCCAUGUUAGCUUUUAUUUUUACUCCAAAUA